AUGAAUUCUUUCACCCCACGCGAGCUGCCCGAGCGACAGAAGAAACUCCAGCCGAUCCUUGGAAUCCCUGUACCAUAUCUCUUCGCAGCGACCUCUGCCUUGUCUGUUGCCCUGUUUACUUGGCCGCUGAGAUGGAUUCUCUCAGGAUCUGCCAUCUUGACAUUCGCUAUCCUCUCUGGAGCCGCCAAUGGUCAUCGCAUCUUGCCCUUCUUCAACAUCUGGUCCCUGCUACUUCUGAUUAACUUGUCCUACGGAGUUGCGGCUACCUCCUGGCUUUUGCACGGCGCAUUUGUCGCAGCAUGCUAUCCUGCAAUCUUCUUCACCUGUCUGUUCCAGUUUGACCCUGUUGGGAGGUUCGUCAGAAGACAAGUCAGAAACGUUCUCAAGGAGCUUCAGUUCAUCGAUGAUCAAAUCGCCUUCUUCGACAUCCCGGCGUUGGAGAUCGAUGUCGACGUCAAUGGCCUCAUGAACAUUCGCGGUAUGACUUUCUGUUUGUCUUCGCUCAUGAUCAUUGCACACGGAGUCGAGGUGGGUAUCAAAUUCUCCGAGGAUAUGGAAAUCGCCAUCGCAGUGGAUGAGGUCAAAAUCUCCUUGUUCCGAAAGAUUGUCAUCUCGGACGUGUAUGCCGCUGUAAAGGGUGGCGAGGAUGAGAUGUAUCUCAGGAAAUUGUCGGAGAAUGGCAGGACUCCUACCGACAACUCGUUCAUGUCUUCUGAUACUCCUCUGCUUUCUACCGCUGCAAAGACUGGUGACACGCGUUCGCUCGGUGUAGCCAUGCAUGAAAGGAUGACCGAGAGAACGAGCGAAAGCAUGACCAAAGGUCCCGCUCCCAAGCCUAUCUCCCCUAGUGUCGGGCUCAAGGGCAUCAAACAGCUCUCGCCCGACGAUGACCACGCAAGGGAGACCUACAAGAAUAUCCUCACACAUAUCCAAGAGACUAGCAUCAUCACCGUCUGUCAGGAGGAGGUCCAGGAGAUGUUGAGGACGAAACACGUCGAGGGCGAAGUACUCGACGACAAGAAGGAUUACCGCUCUGCAAUCUGCUCGCAACUCCAUGGAAAGCCCACUGUUCCUCACUGCAGCAAACGCUCCAUUCGUGUCUCUACACUGCAACAAGAUAUGCCCAUGCGAAAGUUCCUUCACAGACUGCCGUUGCUUCUCAGAUGUACGCUCAACCCGAUUGCGUACUUCCACCCCAUCUAUAUCAAAUCCAUCACUGCCGGAGGUUCUGGAGCCAUGAUCGAAACUAUGCUCCACAAGCAAAUCUUCCAAGAUCACCCCGAGCAAGCUUCGGAUGUUAAGAACCUCAAGAAGCGCAUCUCCGCAUGGCUGAAGGACGCCAACUUUGUGUUCGAAGCCGAAAAGAUCACCGGCAUGGCUUCUGUCCCCAUCAAUCCAGUCUUCAAUAUCCUCUCGGACCUCCUGUUCGACGAUAUCAUGGUGUACAGAACUGUUAAGGAAGAGGUUGAUUACAAGCAGAUCGUUCACCUCGGAGGCGCGGAUGCCAGGAUUAGCGUGCCUUCAUUCCUCUUGCCUCACCACGAACACAUUCUACCACCAGUACCCACCCAGGAAGACAAGGCUGCUCAACAGCAAAAGAUCGAUGAUGCAGACAGUCAACCCAAGACCAUCCAAGCCGAACAGGAACUGGCCCAACUGCGCAAAGAUGAAACUAACGUCAACAUCUCCGCUCACGUGCGCUUACCCGCCUGCUUCGACCAAAGCCUGCUCGAUUUCAUCGCAGCCCUGGUCAAAGCCACCAAGAUCGUCGAAAUGGACAAGGUUGAAAAGUCUCUGGACAAGGAAAUUCACGGAUUCAGAGAAUUCACAAAGGCAGUCAAGACUGAUCUCAACGACAAGAUGAGAAGAGUCGCUGUGGAUGCUGCUGCCAAUGACAAGUGGAUUGCAAAGUUGGUGGGCAAGGUUACCAAAAAGUUGGAGACUAUGCAGGGAGAUAUUGGGUACAGUGGUGAUCUGCCCGUGGCUCUUGACGUCUAUCGCAAGAAGGCAGAGCCGGGUAGUAAGCUUAUGCCUUGA
Messenger RNA from Aureobasidium namibiae CBS 147.97, 2037 nucleotides. RefSeq lists its product as uncharacterized. The record is from RefSeq and is a predicted model, not a curated record. Lineage: Eukaryota; Fungi; Ascomycota; Dothideomycetes; Dothideales; Saccotheciaceae. The transcript has a single exon. The coding region runs from base 1 to 2037 and encodes 678 amino acids.